GUCGCCGCCGCCCCUCUGCCCGGCCUCUAGCCUGCGCUAGCACGUAGCGUGCCCUCCUGCACGCUCUGCCCGGCCACUCUACAGCCCACCGCGAGUGACUUUACGCUUUUUGUUAGACGCUUGCGGUCGUCUCGCCAUGGCAGAUCGACCGAAUCACCUUCCGGGCUACCCGGUGCCCCCGAACAACUUCAUGAAUCUUGCGCAGCAGCAGCAGCAUCCGAUGGCCUACCAGCAACCGCAAGCACCUCUGAACCAAGCGCAACAGAUACCCGGUGUAGGACCAGAGCACCAGCGCAUGUGGCAACAAAUACAAAACAGUCAUCGUGCGCAGAUGGGCGGGGCGGAUGGCGCAGGACAGCAGCAGUUUUCAAACCAGCAGAUGGCUGAACUCCUCAGGAGUCAGGCUCUCUCGCAAACUCAAAAUCAGCAGCAACAGCCCCAGCAGUCGUCGCCUCCUCAACUCCAGCAAGCGCAGCAGUUCCCCAACCUGGGUGGGACGGCACAAAUGAACAAUGGAUUACCCACCCAGAAUCCGAUGUUCGCCAUGCAGCGACAACCAAGUGGCGGUAUGGGUGGUCUCCAGAACACCCAGUUUACGCCGCAGAUGGCGCAGAUGCUGGCCGCACAGCGUAAUGGCAUUACCAACCCUGCCAUGAUCCAGAUGAAUCGCCAGCUCGGAUUGCUUAAUCGCGCACAGAAACAGCAGCCCCAGAAUGGACCAGCAAACUUUGGCCAGACGAAUCCGCCUUUUGGUGGGCAACAGAAUCUAAGCCAACUUCCCUUUCAGGCGGGCAUGUUCCCUCCCAAACCUGAUGAUGGUCGUAUCUCCGCUCCACUUGGACAACAGCAAUUCUCAACCCCACCUGGAGGUCAAAACGGUCUUGUUCCUGCAUCUGGGAUGCCGAGUACGGGUGACGUCGGGCAUCUUAUACGAAGCGCCGAUGGCCGUUUAUUGACGUUCGAUGAAAUCCGAGUUAAGGUGAUGCAAUUGAAGCGCAUGAUCGAUGCCGAAAAGAAUGAGUUGACGGCAGUACCGGCGCCCAAUACACAAGAAACGAUGAUGGCUUUUAGGGAAAAAAAAAUCGCAUUGGAUCAUAAGGAAAAGUUGCUCGCGGGUUUAAUGGAAUAUGCGAAACAACUAGCAAAUCGUCAGCGUUUGCAGCAGCAGCAGCAGCAGCAGCAGGCGCAGGCAAUUUCGUCCAAUAAUGACGGUCAGAAUCAAGGAGCUUCGAGUUCCAUGGGUUUUCCGAAUGCCUCUCAUCAGCAGCAAACGGGCCAGCCGCUUGUGCAGCCGAACCAAAAUUGGAUGCCACACCCGAACAAUGCUGUGAAUGCUCUGCCAGGUAAUCCGCCGUUGAUUCAUGGUGCUUCACAAAGUGGGCAGGGUCAAGGUCCCCAUCAACAGAUGCAGCCAAGUCUAAUCCACCAGCAGCAGCACCAGCACCAGCAAGCUCCUGUGCCACGAUCUGCUCCUACGCCUCAGCAGCAACAGAUGCUACAAGCUUUUCUUCAGAAUAACGGCCAGGCGUCUCCUCCUUCGUCAGGCUCUGCGCCACCCAGUGCACAGAGUAAUUUAGGGCAACCCGUUUCGACCCUUGACGGACAAGGUGGGCAACAGCGACCCGCAGCUAUGAGCUUUCCCCCAUUCGCUCGGGACAAGUUUUUGGGUAUAAUGAGGGAAUGGUGGAGACGUAGCGGAAUGAAUCCCGAUCCGAGGCUGCUAGCAAUAGGCAAUCGUCAAAUAGACCUUCAUCAGCUUCACACAGAGGUGUUGCAGUAUGGUGGCGUCGUCAACGUGAACCGACACAGCCUAUGGAACGUGAUUGCGGCCAAGAUGGGAUGGAAUCCAACGAGCUUAAGCGAAGCUGGUCGGACACAAGAACAGGUUGAUGAGCAACUCAAAACUGUUUAUGAGCAACUCCUGGAGACAUUUGAACUUACUUACAUGUCGGCGACGAUGAAGCAGUCUUUCACCUCUCAGCCCAACCAAAAUGCGGACCCUCAGGGCGGACCGAAUCAACCCAGCGCGGGACAAGGCCAGCCAGCGGGACCAAACCAGGCUUUGUCCGCUCAGCAGGUAAUGCAAAUGAUGAAGUUGGCGAAUAUGACAGUCGAACAGAUGCGCGCCGCUGGCUACAACGAACACGUUAUUCGGAAUAUUGAGCAGAACAGACCGACACUCCAAGAGUCCUGGCGAAAGAUGCAAAUGCAACGUUUGCAAGUGCAGCAGCAAGCUGCUCAGCAACAAGCCGCCCAUCUCCAACAACAAGGGGCUGUUCGAAAUACGUCACACCCCUUCCAGAAUCAACUUCAAUCUCGGGCGGGCUUGCACAAUUCUUCGCCAUUUAUUAGUGAAAAUGGAAUUUAUUCUGCAAAUGGUCUUCCGCAUCCUGGCGUAUCCGGAGGUUCUGAUCAGCCGGCUGACAUAUCAGCGCAACAGCGCCCGCAACUGAACGCACAGCACCUGGCUUCGCAGAAUAUGGGAAUGCUUAACGCACUUCCAAAUUUGCAGAGGCCAACCCCUGAGGCGAUGGGACAAGCUAAUGCACUGAUGGAACAACUGAAGCAAAGUAUUUCAAAAGAGCGAAUCAUCCGACCCGAGCACUUUAAGCAAUUAUCCGACGUCGACAAGGGAAAUUUCCUCAGUCGAUUUGAGGAUGUUUGUAAAGCUUUGGUAGAAAUUCCUAAGUUCCUCCCUAUGCAUCUUGCUACUAUGAACGACGUACCGUUAGUGAAGGUCGUCCUGAACAUGGUCGAUUUGUGCACCAGACAACGCCAAUUUCUACAAUCUGCAAAUCCAAUGUACAUCUUGGACAUCCCUACACUUGAGAGGCUUGCGAAUUCUGUGAUGGAUAUACAAAGGAGGAUAGGCUUGAUGGUGCGGCAGUUGAAAAUGCUACCGCAAGGAGACCAGAAUCAGCCCCGUUCAUUUGCGCAACAGCAAAAUGACGGGGUACUUCAUUCGUCGGUUCCCCAACAAGGCCCUGCAACUGUUGUUCCCCGUCCACCUACGGUGCAACCGCAGCUGCAGCCACCGCACCAGCCUCAACAGAACCUUCGGCCGCUGCCUACUCGGACGCCUCAAAUGACACCUGAUCGUCCGCCGUCUGCCGCGCAGAGUAAGCAAAAAGGCACCUUAGGUACAUCUCCUGUCGCAAUUGAAAGUGCAUCGUCGCCCUCCGCUUCCACUCCUUUACCCAGUGCUACUACUCCGAACCAUUUGCAAACCUCUCCUCAAACUCCGAAAUCGCCUAAAACGAAGUCUCAGGCGAAGCCUAAGCGGCAACGAAGAACUUCAAAGGUGGUUGCUCCGGCUUCAACUCCGGCUACGACAACGGCUUCCACGUCGACGCCAGCUGCAGAACCUGCCCCUAGCCCGGCACAAGCUGUACCAUCCCCUGCAGACAGUUCAAACAAGAGACCGCGCGAAGAGGAUGAUUCUGAUCAGUCGGGACCAGCAGCUCUCACCAGUUCUGUUAAUGAAGAGACGCCUUCAAAACGAGCGAAGACUGAUUGGGUACAUGUUUCGGAGACAGAGCCACUAAGGAGACAUGUGGAAGCUGAGAGUAUCAAGACGCCUGGACAGGCAGCUCAGUUCUAUAGCGACAUGACACAACUUCUAGAGCUGACCAACAAUUCAGCGCUUCCUUCGGAAUUGCAAGACACUCUUGCGCAAUUGGCGAAGACAGUUGGUUCUGGCUUCGAUAUACCAGAUGUGCCAGGAAGCUCUUCAGCGUCGAAUCUGGCGAGUGCUGGGACUGCUUCGCCAAAGGCUACUGACGGUGAUGAUUCGUUCUUGCGGUUCCUGGACUUCUCCAGCUUCCAACAAGACGAUGAUAAGCCGGAUACGCCUGAGCUGGUACCGACGUCAUCGACAAAUCCAAGUCCAGAGUCGGGUGCUGGCUCUGAAGCUGACCAUCCUCCACCAUCGACGUCUACUGGAUCUGUCAAUGACAGGACGAAGGUCGUCGAUUCUUCAGGGUCUGGCCCAAGGACUGAUUACUAUGACGCUGACCCUUUACGACUUGGCAUCUGGGGCGAAAUAGACGGUGGCGAGUCGGGAUACUUUAGUUCAACGGAUACAUGGAAAUGGGACAGCGUACCGCCGUCGUCUGGCGACAAUUCCUGGGCAAUUUCCACCUAGAUCGGACUUUAUUUUCUGGGAUUCAUUUUUGUUGGCCUUAUUUCCUUCGCUGUCUUAUUACAGUUGGAUCAUAUCUUUCGCUUUCCGUUUUCACUUGUAAUGUGUAUUUAUCCGUUCUAUUUCUACGUCGGUUGGUCUUAUGGUUUUUGCUGUACCCCUUUCUAUCAAUACUUGGUCGACGCUUUUGAUGAUAUCUCUCCUCUUCCUCUUCCUUCCACUAACUUCCCCUGCGUCUUUCUCCUUAUCCUAUCGUAUAUCAUAUGCAUGUCAUGUUACCAUAUCCAGCACACUCAUCUCUUGUUUCCUCGCUCCCGAUGCUGUACGUGUAACGUUUCUUUGUGCGAUCAUG
Messenger RNA from Fomitiporia mediterranea MF3/22, 4493 nucleotides. RefSeq lists its product as uncharacterized. Lineage: Eukaryota; Fungi; Basidiomycota; Agaricomycetes; Hymenochaetales; Hymenochaetaceae. The coding region runs from base 137 to 4144 and encodes 1335 amino acids. The record is from RefSeq and is a predicted model, not a curated record. The transcript is spliced from 6 exons. Gene Ontology annotation, molecular function: DNA binding.